Molecule: messenger RNA, 1509 nt
Organism: Vigna angularis (adzuki bean)
Lineage: Eukaryota; Viridiplantae; Streptophyta; Magnoliopsida; Fabales; Fabaceae
Product: phosphoribosylformylglycinamidine cyclo-ligase, chloroplastic/mitochondrial
Exons: 8
Coding region: 206-1372 (388 amino acids)
Biological process (GO): adenine biosynthetic process; 'de novo' IMP biosynthetic process
Cellular component (GO): cytosol
Molecular function (GO): phosphoribosylamine-glycine ligase activity; phosphoribosylformylglycinamidine cyclo-ligase activity
Source: RefSeq, a predicted model, not a curated record
ACACACCCACGACAAAAAUCUCUUCCCCACUAUAAACCCAUACAUUAGGGCGCGCUUUUACCGGGCCUCUCUCGCCACCGCAUCUCCACCGCGUCUCCGCCGCAGUUCCGUCCAUCUCUGCCACCGCAGCUCCGUCCAUCUCUGCCACCGCUUCUGCUUAUCUCACUCGCUCUUUGUUUCUAUAAUUCUUCUACCGAUCUCAACAAUGAGUCUUUCAGCAUGGGCAGAGCUAUCACGUUGUUUCGCCGCCGCAGCAUCCGCGAAACCUAAUUCCGGCAAGUCCAACCCCACAGCCGCAACAAGCCUCGUUAUAAACAGUCCAAUAGGUCGUGACGGUGCCGUUUUGUCAGUUUCUCGGUCGAGGAAGACCAGCAGAAUAGUCGUGGAAGCUAGUCAAGGUCUUACUUAUAGGGACGCCGGCGUGGACAUCGAUGCCGGUGCCGAACUCGUGCGUAGGAUAGCGAAGAUGGCGCCAGGGAUUGGAGGCUUCGGCGGUUUAUACCCUCUCGGUGAUUCGUACCUCGUUGCCGGAACCGACGGCGUGGGAACGAAGCUGAUGCUUGCGUUCGAAACUGGAAUUCACGAUACUAUUGGGAUUGAUCUGGUUGCGAUGAGUGUGAAUGACAUUGUGACUUCGGGGGCGAAGCCUUUGUUUUUCCUUGAUUACUUUGCAACUGGCCGCCUUGACGUGGACGUGGCGGAAAAGGUUGUAAAAGGCAUUGUUGAUGGUUGUAAGCAAUCUGAUUGCGUUCUUUUAGGAGGAGAGACUGCAGAGAUGCCUGGUCUCUAUAAAGAAGGUGAGUAUGAUCUUAGUGGCUGUGCAGUUGGAAUUGUGAAGAAAGAUUCUGUAAUUAAUGGGAAAAAUAUAGUUGCCGGUGACGUUAUUAUUGGUCUACCAUCGAGUGGAGUUCACUCUAAUGGUUUCUCACUUGUAAGAAGAGUACUUGCUCAAAGUGGUCUUUCACUGAAAGAUCAGCUUCCUGGUAGCAAUAUUACAAUUGCAGAGGCUUUGAUGGCCCCAACUGUGAUCUAUGUCAAACAGGUACUGGAUUUAAUUAGCAAGGGAGGGGUGAAGGGAAUUGCCCACAUCACUGGUGGCGGUUUCACAGAUAACAUACCCCGAGUUUUUCCGGAAGGCCUCGGAGCAUUAAUAUACGACGGCUCGUGGGAAGUGCCUGCAGUGUUUAAGUGGCUUCAGGAGGCUGGGAAGAUAGAAGACUCCGAGAUGAGACGGACUUUUAAUAUGGGCAUAGGGAUGAUCCUGGUGGUUAGUCCAGAGGCAGCUAACAGAAUACUCGAGAACAGAGGCCAAACAGACAAAUUCUACCGCAUUGGUGAAAUUAUAAGCGGCAACGGAGUCACCUUCAGCUAAUUUUUUUAGUUGAGUUUAUUUAACGUUGUAAUUUUAAUACUUUAAUAUAAAGUUCCUCUCAGGAUGGGAUUUGAACUCUUGGUUUACUUGGAGCCUAAUAAAUUUCCAAACAUAAAUGUUACAACAUUUGACAACAA